This is a messenger RNA of Vespa mandarinia (Asian giant hornet), 2369 nucleotides long. It is a transcript of the gene Obp9, whose product is annotated as odorant binding protein 9. Lineage: Eukaryota; Metazoa; Arthropoda; Insecta; Hymenoptera; Vespidae. The record is from RefSeq and is a predicted model, not a curated record. Gene Ontology annotation, biological process: sensory perception of smell. Gene Ontology annotation, molecular function: odorant binding.
UUUAAACUAGUUAUGUAAUGUGCUACGUGAGCAUUAGUAAAGAAAAUUAUGCAAAUUUUUGAGAUAAAAUAUCCUAUAAGCAAGAGAGCUACGUGGAAAACUAAAUACAAAUUGUAUACAUUUUCUUGUGAACGAUGUGUUCCUUUAAAAAUUUUUUUCUAUUAUUUGUCGCAUUCAUAACAGUAAGUGUCUUAAAAGUUUUUUUCCCUUUUUAUAAACUCCGUUCAAUAUUUUCAUUCAUUGCGUCUUCGUAUCCAAAAAUUAACUUUCCCUUAUACAGCAAAUUUUUCCUUAUAUAGUAAUUGUAUUAUAGUGGCGGUAUGAUUAUACUAAAACUAAUUUUCAUUUCAACGCGAAAUAGAAAAAAAUUCGUUAGAGUUCAAUUUUCAAUUGUUAAUUAAUAAAAAAAAAAAAAAAAAAAAAAAAAGAGAUAUAAGUGACAUUCAAUAUUUUCAACUAUGAAUAGAGAUGAUGACAUUUAAUAACUUUCUUUUAUCCAUAAAGUGAUAUAUUUGAAAAUAAAAUUCAAUUUUAUCCAAAUAGACAUAUAUACUACUACAUUAUUCUAUAAUCGAUUAAAUCGAUGAUGGGAAAGCACGACUAUUUAGAAGCACUCCAAUUUAAGACGAAUCUCAGGAAAUCUUUCUAACCGCGAUUCGGUCAGAUUAAACAUCCCAACAACUCGAUUAUCGUUGAUAUACGUACGUUGGUUCGUGACAGCUACGCGAUUAAUGUCACGCUCGAGCAAUUUGCCGAACGAAUCGUACGAUUCCGAUCGAUCGUCACAGAAAUCACUGCUUGUAUGCUUUAUUGCUCAUGUUAAUUUCUCUCUCCCUCUCCCUUCCUUUCUCUCACUCACUCUCUCUCUCUCUCUUUCUCUCUCUCUCUUUCUUUCUCUCUCUUUCUUUUUCUCUCUUAUACGUUAUUCAAAUCUCAGGAAAUGAGGGAAACAAUGACCUUUAUAGACCCGCGAGAGAAAAAUGUGUUCAGAAAUUUAACUUAAUCGCAGACGAGCUAAAGUAUGACAAGAAGCUAAAGUAUGACAUAAAGUAUGACAAUGAUCCAGAAUCUUACAAAUGUUACUUGUAUUGUCUUUUCAAGGGAAAUCAAGAUCAUGGAUGCUUUUGGAAUGUUUUAUCCACAAACCGCAUUGAAUCUAUUGGAUGAAGAUUUACAGUAAUCAUCUAGGCCAGUUCUAUUUAUAUGCAACAAUAAAAAUGAGGAGAAGUCAAAAGGUUUUGUUUCAAAAUUAGCCUUUCUCAAAGGAGAAAACGAACUUUGCGAAUAUGCUUACGAUAUAGUAAAAUGCUUUUUCGAUUAUAAUCCAGAGGUUUAUCAAUUAUUGGAUUUAUUCGAAAGAUCUCCAUAUCAGCAGUAGCUGUAACAAUAAUGCAACUAAUAUUGUUAAAAAAAAAAAAAAAAUAAACCAAAAAAAUUAAGUAAAUAAAUUAAUAAACAAAUAAAUAAAAAAAAGAAUUAUUAAUUAAAAUCAAAUGAAAUAAAUAUGCAAUAUAUGUUUGUAUAUAAUGAUUAUUCAUAAAUGAAAACGAAUCGUUUUAACCGACUAACCCGAUUGACAUACUUCUCUAUCAAUCGAUUAACAUUACGAGUAUAUACUUAGGUCGAGCGAUAAUACGUAUGUAAAGUUUUGUAAACUUUCUGUAUACAUGCAUUUUUUAUGAGCUAUAUACUUACGGACGGUGCAAUUAAAGCGUUCCGAUAAAUUUCGAAGUAUCCGAUUCAAUUGAUUCGCAAAAGUUUCGAAGGAAGAUAUACUAGUUGGUAAAACGAGAAGAAAAGGAACAAAAAAAGUGAUACGGUUUGUGUGGAGAUAAGGGAUAAUUCUUGGAUAAAUUCGAAAGAUAAUUCGAAGAAAGCUCGGCUCUCUGAUUCAAGAAUGAAGAUAAAUGGUCGAUUGCUCGUCGUUUGCACGAUUCUCUUGGCUCUUCUGGUUUCGACGAAAGCGGAUAUCAAGAGAGAAUGCCGCAAGCAGUCAAUGGUUUCAUGGGAAUCAUUGAAGAAAUUAAAAGACGGCGAUUUCGAGCAAGAUGAUCCACGAAUAAAAUGUUAUCUACGAUGCUUUAUGAUGAAAAAUGGUAUACUCGAUGACAACGAUCAGUGGACGGAUUUGGAAAAGGCACUUCAACAUUUACCGAGAUUUAUACAGGAAUCCUCAUGGGAAAUAUUCCGUCGAUGCAAGUCCGUCCCUGGAGAUGAUCUCUGCGAUAAAGCGUUUCAAGUAGCCAGAUGUUAUGUCAAAUUGCAACCGCUGAUUUUGAAUUUCGUUUCCUUCGUCUAAUGGUUCCAUUAAAUUCGUAUAAUGCGUGACAACUCUGAUAUAACUCUUUUUACGUAUUACAUCUUUUAUC